This is a messenger RNA of Fundulus heteroclitus (mummichog), 2009 nucleotides long. RefSeq names its product ER degradation enhancer, mannosidase alpha-like 2. NCBI's taxonomy places the organism in Eukaryota, Metazoa, Chordata, Actinopteri, Cyprinodontiformes, Fundulidae. The record is from RefSeq and is a predicted model, not a curated record. Bases 165 to 1856 code for a protein of 563 amino acids. Gene Ontology annotation, molecular function: calcium ion binding; mannosyl-oligosaccharide 1,2-alpha-mannosidase activity. Gene Ontology annotation, cellular component: endoplasmic reticulum; membrane. Gene Ontology annotation, biological process: carbohydrate metabolic process; mannose trimming involved in glycoprotein ERAD pathway; endoplasmic reticulum mannose trimming. The transcript has 11 exons.
UGUCAGCGCACAGAGAUGACGCAUCGUUCGUCUGUCACUUCCUGCUUCCUGACAGCAGACAUUCAGCAGCAGUUGUCCUGAUCUUCUGCUCGUUGCUGGACCGUCUCCACCUGUCCGGCUCCACCUGUCCGGCUCCACCUGUCCGGCUCCACCUGUCCGGCUCCAUGCGCGCUCCCGUGUGCGCGGCGCUGCUGCUGUGGGCGCUGAGCGACGCGGCGGCUCGGCAGUUCUCAGAGGAGCAGAUGGCGGCUGUCAGACAGCGCAUCAGGUCCAUGUUCUACCACGCCUACAACAGCUACCUCAACAACGCCUUCCCCUACGAUGAGCUCCGCCCACUCACCUGUGACGGGCAGGACACCUGGGGCAGUUUCUCUCUGACUCUGAUCGACGCCCUCGACACGCUGCUGGUUCUGGGAAACCAGACGGAGUUCCAGCGCGUGGCGUCGCUCCUCCAGGACACCGUAGACUUCGACAUCGACGUCAACGCGUCGGUCUUUGAGACCAACAUCAGAGUGGUGGGCGGUCUGCUGUCGGCUCACCUGCUGGCGGGCCGGGCCGGGAUGGAGCUGGAGCCCGGCUGGCCCUGUUCCGGACCGCUGCUGAGGAUGGCCGAGGACGCGGCCCGGAAACUGCUGCCGGCCUUCCAGACGCCCAGCGGGAUGCCGUACGGUACCGUCAACCUGAUGCACGGCGUCAGCCCCACCGAGACGCCCGUCACCUGCACGGCCGGCGUCGGAACCUUCAUCCUGGAGUUCGCCGCGCUGAGCCGGCUGACCGGAGACCCGACGUUUGAGGACGCGGCCCGCCGGGCCCUGAGCGCUCUGUGGAAGACCAGAUCUGACAUCGGACUGGUGGGGAACCACAUCGACAUCGUGACCCAGAAGUGGGUGGCCCAGGACGCCGGGAUCGGCGCCGGCGUGGACUCGUACUUUGAGUAUCUGGUGAAAGGAGCCGUCAUGCUGCAGGACCAGGAGCUUCUCAGCAUGUUCCGCGCGUACGACGGAGUCAUUCAGAACUACACCCGCUUCGACGACUGGUACCUGUGGGUCCAGAUGCACAAAGGAACCGUCACCAUGCCCGUCUUCCAGAGCCUGGAGGCGUUCUGGCCCGGUCUGCAGUCUCUGCUGGGGGACCUGGACGGCGCCGUCAGAACCUUCCAGAACUACUACUCUGUGUGGCGCCAGUUUGGAGGGCUGCCGGAGUUCUACAGCAUCACUCAGGGCUACACUGUGGACAAGAGGGAGGGAUACCCGCUGAGACCAGAGCUGAUAGAGAGCGCCAUGUACCUGUUCAGAGCCACAGGUGACCACACCUACCUGCAGUUUGGCCUCGACGCGGUGGAGUCCAUCGAGCGGAUCGCCAAGACGCCCUGCGGAUACGCCAGCGUCAAAGAUCUCAGGGAUCAUCAGCUGGACAACCGGAUGGAGUCCUUCUUCCUCGCUGAGACCGUCAAAUACCUGUACCUGCUCUUUGACCCCGCCCACUUCCUGCACGGCGGGGGGACGGAGGGCAGCGGGUCCUGGGAGGAGGGCGGGGACGUUGGCCAGUGUGUUUUAGGGGCGGGGGGCUUCAUCUUCAACACCGAGGCUCAUCCUUUGGACCCGGCGGCGCUCCACUGCUGCAGCCGCAGCGCCCAGGAGCGCCAGGAGAUCCGGGACAUCCUGCUGAGCCUGUCGCAGCCCGCCAGCCAAUCAGGGCGGCCGGCCAGUCAGGAAGAGGACCUUCCAGAGAGCCAAUCGGAGAGCAUCGCUCUGAAGCCGGGGGAGAAGAAGACUCGGCCUCCGCUGUCGUGCCCCGUUCAGCCGUUCAGCGCUCGGCUGUCCGUCCUGGGUCAGGUUUUCUCUGACAACACCUGAGCCCAGAGCUGGACAGGUGAUAUGACACCUGGCUGCCGACCUCAUGAAUGACCCCUGCACCAACCUUAAAGGUGCUCAGGAACUCAGGCGCCCUGCUCACUGCUGUAUCUUCCUCUUAAAGUUAUUUUUAUUUAUUAAAACUGUGGCAUUUUC